AUGAGUCUAAAAUGCUUCCCAUUGCUCUAUGUGAACAUGGCCGGUGAGAUGAUCUAUAUUCUCGAGCAGAGGAUAAAGAAUCUAAGGAACAUAUCUGAAGAAAAGGGUGACCUGGUAUCUGCACCGACAUUAUUCGGUCAACACUCAACGCAAAAAUAUUUGCAUGAAUAUUCAAGCCGCAGCACAUGUUUUCCCGAAGGCAUAUGCGAGCCAUGUUUGAACGAUUGGCACAUUCAAGUAUCAUGGCUCAGCGAGAGCAGUAUGGAAAAGCUGUUUGAUCUGACACUGAUGAUGACAAAGUACCAGAUCCAAUCGGUGGUUAUGCCUGAGCAGAUUCCUCAUCAGUCACAGAUGACGACGGGCCGCCACCUUAAAAACGGGCAUGAAACGGAUCGCGAAACAGGAGGAGGACAUCCAAGAACUCAUUCGCAACGCCCACGCAAUGGUUGGUGA
Messenger RNA from Cooperia oncophora, 453 nucleotides. The record is from the annotation of a GenBank genome assembly. Lineage: Eukaryota; Metazoa; Nematoda; Chromadorea; Rhabditida; Trichostrongylidae.